Molecule: messenger RNA, 1236 nt
Organism: Octopus sinensis (East Asian common octopus)
Lineage: Eukaryota; Metazoa; Mollusca; Cephalopoda; Octopoda; Octopodidae
Exons: 2
Coding region: 205-1236 (343 amino acids)
Source: RefSeq, a predicted model, not a curated record
CUAUCGGCUGAGAAGGCUCUUUUGAAAAACUAUCCUGACGGUGGUUUUAUAUACAACACAAAUGGAUCUUUUUCUGAUGGUCAACAAUAUUGUUGUAAAGACUAUCCAUUAUGUAAUCUGUUUUAUGACAUUUAUCCAUCUGACACCUGUUCAAAGUAUCAAGUUCCAGGGACUGUAUUUGUGUUAGACCCCUUGGUUUUCAAGAUGAUAAACAAGAAGUGGUAUAGUUUUUAUGGUGCAGGAGAAUAUACGUUAUUAACGGUUAAAGCUCCAGGGUUUGACACAAGUGUUACAAUUCAAGCACGUGUAGAAAUGGAAGACAAUGACCAAUUCUCAAAAAUACCAGUCUACACAGCCUUUGCUAUCAAGUCUGAAAAUGCAGUUUUGGAAAUAAGUGAUAAAGGAAAUGUGAUGAUUGAGAAUAAUACUGACAACAUAUUUGAAAAAGAAAACAACACCAUCUUCUUUAACAACAUGCAUUUAGAGAUUAUUUCUGUUAAUGAUUCCAUGGGAAUAAUUUUGACCCUUCCACACUAUUUACAACAACCACAUUUAUUAUCUGGUUUACUAAUUGGAAAGAUGCCAAAUGGACAAGCGAUUGAUCCCUCAUCGGAAAGGGAUGUGUAUAUAAUGUGGGAAGCUUGUCGAGGGAAAGAAAAAGAUUCUCUUUUAAAUUACACACAUAAGAAUUACAGCAGCUUUAAUUCCUACAGUAUCUCAGAAAACCAGUUUAUUGAAAUUCUUAGUAACCUUUCCAAUUUGGUUAACAGUACUAACACUUCAUGUCAAGACAAUGAUAUGUUUUGCAUCUGUGCUGCUGUUCUGCACAAACCUAACCUUGCUAACCACACUAUGCUAUAUAAGCCAGAAUAUUUUGAAAGAAUCGAAAAUUUUCCUUCAUUUCUACAAGAUACAAUGAAUGAAUUGUAUUUGACAUCAGGAAAUAAUACAAUCCUUUUGGAAGCAGCCGAUCGCAAUAAUGAUAGCAUCAAUCUUGAAAUUGAUGUAAACGAUGUUAAAAAGACAUUUGAUAGUAGUAAUUUGAAUUGGACCCUAAAUCUAGAUGGUACACCAAAAAAGUUGAAAGUUUGGGCAAAGGAUAGUCGUGGUGCUACAUCCUUAUACUGGCCAGAGAUAUUUUUCUGCACGUGUAAGGGAAAUGGAAUCUGUAAAAAACAAAGCAAAUCAGAACGGAUGGUUUCUGCAAAAAAUCCAAUACGAUGGACAGAGCAGUAG